Molecule: messenger RNA, 1749 nt
Organism: Orycteropus afer afer
Lineage: Eukaryota; Metazoa; Chordata; Mammalia; Tubulidentata; Orycteropodidae
Gene: EVI5L
Product: ecotropic viral integration site 5 like
Exons: 14
Coding region: 1-1749 (582 amino acids)
Source: RefSeq, a predicted model, not a curated record
AUGGCGAGCCCCACUCUGAGCCCCGACUCCUCGUCGCACGAGGCCCUGUCAGCCCCCACGUGCUCGCCCACCUCUGACUCCGAGAACCUCAGCCCCGAUGAGCUGGAGCUGCUGGCCAAACUCGAAGAGCAGAACCGGCUCCUGGAGGCUGACUCCAAAUCCAUGCGCUCCAUGAAUGGCUCCCGGCGCAACAGCGGCUCCUCGCUGGUGUCCAGCUCCUCAGCCUCCUCCAACCUGAGCCACCUGGAAGAGGACACGUGGAUCCUGUGGGGCCGCAUCGCCAACGAAUGGGAGGAGUGGCGGCGCAGGAAGGAGAAGCUGCUCAAGGAGCUGAUUCGAAAGGGCAUCCCGCACCACUUCCGGGCCAUCGUGUGGCAGCUUCUGUGCAGCGCCACGGACAUGCCUGUCAAGAACCAGUACUCCGAGCUGCUCAAGAUGUCAUCACCCUGCGAGAAGCUGAUCCGCAGGGACAUCGCCCGCACCUACCCAGAGCAUGAGUUCUUCAAGGGCCAGGACAGCCUGGGUCAGGAGGUCCUCUUUAACGUCAUGAAGGCCUACUCCCUGGUGGACCGCGAGGUGGGCUACUGCCAGGGUAGCGCCUUUAUCGUGGGCCUGCUCCUCAUGCAGAUGCCCGAGGAGGAAGCGUUCUGUGUGUUCGUCCGACUGAUGCAGGAGUACCGCCUCCGGGAGCUCUUCAAGCCCAGCAUGGCUGAGCUGGGGCUCUGCAUCUACCAGUUCGAGUACAUGCUGCAGGAGCAGCUCCCGGACCUGAACACCCACUUCCGCUCCCAGAGCUUCCACACGUCCAUGUAUGCCUCAUCCUGGUUCCUCACGCUCUUCCUGACCACCUUCCCGCUGCCCGUGGCCACCCGCAUCUUCGACAUCUUCAUGUAUGAGGGCCUGGAGAUUGUGUUCCGGGUGGGCCUGGCCCUGCUGCAGGUGAACCAGAUGGAGCUGAUGCAGCUGGACAUGGAGGGGAUGUCCCAGUACUUCCAGAGGGUGAUUCCCCACCAGUUUGACAGCUGCCCGGACAAGCUGAUCCUCAAGGCCUACCAGAUCAAGUACAACCCCAAGAAGAUGAAGAGGCUGGAGAAGGAGUAUGCCGCCAUGAAGAGCAAGGAGAUGGAGGAACAGAUAGAGAUCAAAAGACUUCGGACGGAGAACCGGCUUCUGAAACAGCGAAUCGAGACCCUGGAGAAGGAGAGCGCUGCUCUGGCUGAUAGGUUAAUCCAGGGCCAGGUGACUCGGGCGCAGGAGGCCGAGGAGAACUACGUCAUCAAGCGGGAACUGGCGGUGGCGCGGCAGCAGUGCAGUUCCGCAGCCGAGGACCUGCAGAAGGCGCGGAGCACCAUCCGGCAGCUGCAGGAGCAGCAGAGGGAGGAGGGCCGUAUCCAGGGCCAGCUGAAUCACUCAGACUCGUCGCAGUACAUCCGCGAGCUUAAGGACCAGAUAGAGGAGCUGAAGGCCGAGGUGCGGCUGCUGAAGGGCCCGCCGCCCUUCGAGGACCCACUGGCCUUCGAUGGACUCAGCCUGGCGCGGCACCUGGAUGAGGACUCGCUGCCAUCCUCGGACGAGGAGCUGCUCGGCGUGGGCGUGGGCGCGGCACUGCAGGACGCGCUCUACCCGCUGUCCCCGCGCGACGCACGCUUCUUUCGCCAUCUGGAGCGGCCGGCCAAGGACAGCGAGGGCAGCUCAGACAGCGACGCUGACGAGCUGGCCACGCCCUAUAGCCAGGGCCUGGACAACUGA